GAUCUCUCGGAUUAAUAAAAUGGAGGAAAAAUUGGGUUCGAACUUUCGACGACGAAGACACACUACGCUGCACUGUUACGCAGCUUCUUUCGAAUAUUCCGAGAGUUGCGUGCGUGCGGAAAGCCGUACGCGCGAGCGCACGCACACACACAUACACACAAACACUGGUGUCUAUCUGUAUGAGGUGUACGACGAUGUUUCGUUUUGGGAGGUGUGUGACUAUUAUACACACAUAUAUACGUAAAACAUUACAUACGUAACAAUCUGCGAUCGUUUCCUUGCUUUUACGUAACUAUAAUGUCUCGGGACUAUGACUCUCUUCCCCACCCUGAUCAUUUUCACCGGGUGGUUUUGGCCAAGGCACUCACAUGUCCUUUAUAAGCACACAUCCCCAGCGAUCAAAGGCAGAAUCGUAUCGACGUUCAUAAUAUCAAGUCAAGCAGACGAUCUUAUUACGAUUGCAACGUGUUAUCGUUUAAAAAAAAAAAAAAAUAUAUAUAUAUAUAUAUAUAUACAUAUAAAAAUAAAAAAAAAAAGUAUCCCUUCUUUUUUUUUUCUUUGCGAAUUUUCUUUCAAGUGGUUUCUAUAUAUUUAUUUAAUUUUUUUCGCAUUUUUCUCUUUUCGUUAAUUUUUGUUCCCGUCGAAGAUCGCCCAAGGAAGAUUUUAUUUACGUCGAAAGAAGAUCAACAAGAUGAAUUCAUACAUUAUUGUCGCGUUCGUGUUCGGAAUGUUGACCGUGGCUUUAACAUCGCCCAUACCUGGUCAUCAUGGCCAUUCUCAUCACGUGAUUCAUGUCCCGUAUCACGUUCACACAGUUCAUCAUCAUCACGUGAAAAAGAUUCAUGUACCAGUUCAUCACGUUAAAAAGGUACCAGUGCCAGUACCAAUUCCAAUUCACCAUGUCGAAAAGGUUCAUGUACCAGUACCUGUAGUUGAAAAGGUUCAUGUACCUGUACCAGUAGUCGAAAAAGUUCAUGUACCUGUUCAUGUACCAGUUCACGAAGAAAAGCCUUGGUGGUAGAUCGAGUCACAAAUGUUGUUAUUGAUUUGUUUUUGAUUUUUAGGUUAUAUAAUUUAAAAUAAUAAGGAGACGCGUUCUCUGAUCUUCGAAUAAUAAUAUAAGAAAAGAGAUAAGUGAACGUUUUGCCAGAAUACUCGUCGCCAGAGUACUCAUCGAAAGAAAGAUCAGUACAAAAUAGAUAUCGAUUUAUCAAUAGGACAUAUAAAACCUUGGAUUAUUACCAGGGGAUGGAUUAAGUGUGUGUUCGAGAUGAAAAUUAAUCUAUGUACAUAUGCUUUUGCGUUGUGUUAUUCUUAUAUACAAUUUUAUUUUUAUAUACAUGAACACAUAUAUAUAUAUAUAUAUAUAUAUAUAUGUAUAUACAUAUAUGUUUGAUAAAUAUUAUUAACUGAUAUAUUAUUUGACGUCUUUUUAUCCUCGUCCAAUCAUCCGAUUAAAAUAAUUAGAGAAUAAUUGGAGAAAUUAGAAUUUAAUGGAGAGUGAAAAAUAAAAGAAAUAAAAAUUAAAUAAUAUCAAUUUAGUUUUAACAAUUUAUUAACGUGUAACAAUUGACAUAACAAUAGUGCAAUGGGUUAACAGUAAUAACGUUUGGAGAAGGAUCGUUUGAAACUAACUUUCUCUCUCUCUCUCUCUCUCCCUCUCUCUCUCUCUCUCACCAGCCAUCUUCUUCGUGUUCAUGAUCAUGAUCGUCGUCGUGUGACUCUACCGGUAUAUAAAUUUUCUUUACGUGCGUAUGGUGAUGCUUAUGGAUAUAAUGUGGCACGUGUAUUAUAAAGUGGGUACUGAAAAGCAUUGAAAAUGUUUGAAGAUUUAUAAACAUCUGAGAUUUAUUUGUAUUUUCUAAGGAUAUUUGAAUCAUUUACUGCUCGUGUCCAUCACCACCAGGAUGGGGCAUCGCAGUUACAAGUGCAAACAUGAACACCAUUAGAAGUAAUAUCUGAAAAAGAAUAGAAAAUAAAAAAGAAAAAGAAUAAGUAUGAAAGAUGGAAAUCCAAUGAAGAAUAAAUUAAAUUCAUUACGAUUACAAAAAAAAAAAAAAGAAAUUA
Messenger RNA from Vespa velutina, 2067 nucleotides. RefSeq names its product forkhead box protein B2-like. Lineage: Eukaryota; Metazoa; Arthropoda; Insecta; Hymenoptera; Vespidae. The record is from RefSeq and is a predicted model, not a curated record. Bases 692 to 1021 code for a protein of 109 amino acids. The transcript is spliced from 4 exons.